Molecule: messenger RNA, 3100 nt
Organism: Spinacia oleracea (spinach)
Lineage: Eukaryota; Viridiplantae; Streptophyta; Magnoliopsida; Caryophyllales; Amaranthaceae
Exons: 5
Coding region: 152-2386 (744 amino acids)
Source: RefSeq, a predicted model, not a curated record
GUAAUUAAUAUGGCUCUCAUUAUAUUCGCAGUUACUACAAUAUCUUAAGAGUCUAUCCAACAACCUGAUCAAUUAGUACAAGUAGCGACAAUAGUUGAUCGAAUUAUUGGGGAAAAAAUCCUUAGAUCAAAAAAUAUAAAAUUAGAUAUUGAUGAAAGCGCGCAAUUUAAGGGGAGAGGAUAGAGGUAGCAUUGCCUUCUUCACCACCUAUCGACCACCGGUAGCAUUAGACAUUUACUCAUGUCCUCUUUCACCGACCACAAAUCCACCUGAGGAGCUUCAUCUUACCGAUGGAGUGUCGUACAACUCAAAUGCUCGAGAAAUUCCACCGGAAGCACUUAAACCGAUUCUCAAACGAAUCCACGACAAACAUCCUAACUUGCAUUUCAAUGGCGAUGAUGUUGAUUCAGGUUGUGUUACGGGUAUGGUUUUUAUAUCGGAGCGUACAAACGACUUGGAGACUAUUCAUAUCGCUAUUAGAUCUAGCGACAGUGGAAUACUUAAAGUGUUUAACUUUGCUCAACUGUUUGGGACGUUCGAUGGUGUUCGGAUGGAAGACAGUGGUUGUUUUGCUGGAAACAGAAGUCAAUAUCUUGUUUAUGUUACUACUAAGGAUGCUUUGCACCAUCGUCGUCAGCCUUGGACUUCUCUUUAUAGAACUUGUCUUAACACUGCCCAAACUCAACGCCUAACCCCAUUCUUGCAAGCAGAUUUAAGCCCGUCGGUGUCGGCAUCAGGGAAGAAGAUAGCAGUGGCAUCAUUCGAGAAAAAAGGGGGCUGGUAUGGCGAGAUCGAGAACCUAAAGACCGACAUUUUCGUGAUGGACGUAGAGGAGCCUUUCAACCGUACUUUGGUCAUAGAGGAUGGUGGUUGGCCUACUUGGGGAAGCGAUAAUGUUAUAUAUUUUCACCGCAAGGUUGGGGACUAUUGGGGUGUUUUUCGAGCAGAUAUUAGCAACGGCCUCACAUCAAACACCUUUCGCGUCACCCCGGACGAAAUUGAUGCCGUGACUCCUGCUGCCAUCGAUGAUAAUCGAGUUGCAGUGGCAACCAUUCGAAAGAAAUCAGAGUUACAUAAGUUCACUCAUGUUCGAGAACAAGAGCAGUAUCGACAAAUUGAGGUUUUUGUAUUCAAUGGAAAUUACAUAACACGAUGUAUACAGAUCACUGCAAAUAUCAGACAGAUGGUUGAUCGUUUUAACCCUUUCAUUAUCAAAGGCCACCACGGUGAGACGCGCAUUGGUUACCAUUGUUGCAAGGGCAUUCUUGAGAGCGGAGAAGAUGUACCUAGGAAGUUUGAUGGACUGCAAUCUCUUCAUCAAGAUAUAGGACUGUUUAGGGUGUCCGGAGUGUUUCCUACAUUUUCGCCCGAUGGCUCAAAGCUUGCAUUUGUUGACAAUAACUUAAAAGAUGUUUGGAUAGCUGAUGCCAAAGGAUUGCGAGUAGUUCAUGAGGUGCACCUAAUUAAGAAAUUGGUCGUUCAUGAGUUUUGUUCAAUUAUGCAGAUGGAUGACAAUACUGUUUUUUCGCCUGUUUGGAACCAAAAUCCAGAUAAAGAUAUACUAUAUGUAUGCUUUGGACCUCCGUUUGAACCACAACAGCCGGUGAAUAUAUGCGCCAUCUUAAAUCCUUCUACUGGAAGACAUCAACGUAAAGUGCUCACAAGAAAAUCCUUUAAACUCGUUUCAGGAAACAAAAUACAUUCCAAUAACGCCUUUCCAUCUACCAAUCCUCAAGGGACAGAACUGGUAUUUCGGUCAACAAGAGAUCAUGUUGAGAGUGGUGGAAGAUACAAGAACUUAUACAUAAUGGAGAAUGCAAAUAAGGGAGAGUUCGAAGGCGGUGAAAUGAGAAGAUUAACAGAAGGAAAAUGGAUUGAUACACAAUGCAAAUGGUCUCCUAAAAACGAUUGGAUAGUAUUCUCUUCAAAUCGUGACAACCCUGAAGGUGAUCGUAAAGAUGACAAGAAUGUUAACUUUGGAUACUUCUCAGUAUAUCUAGUAAAGGCUAAUGAUCCUGACGUUUUAGUACGAGUGAUUUCAAGUGCAAACGAUCUUUCAGGGCAUGUAAACCACCCUUUCUUUAGUCCUGAUGGAAGGAGCAUCGUCGUCACAUCGGAUCUUGCUGCUGUUUCAGCUGAUCCUAUGUCGAUGCCUCUCUUCCUGCAUUCAGCUAGACCUUAUGGAGAUAUCUUUACUAUUGACAUCGAUCCUGAUGACAUUGAAAAGAACAAGGAUUUGAACAAGUUCAACCGUAUUACUCAUAGUAGGUAUGAGAAUGCAACUGGUACUUGGACUAAAUUCUCAACUGCAAAUCCUUCAAAUACAUUGAAUCAGUUUAUAAGGCUCCCUCUGAAAAAUCAAAUCGUUUCAAGAAAUAAAGAUUGAAGCCGGCCCGGCCCAGUGCUCAAUCGUGGUACAUCAACUUAUGCAUUUACUAGUUUUUUUAAUCUAAAAUUUAGGUUUGUUAAUUAGUGGCUUUUCGUUUUCCUAUGUAAUUUUCGUUUUUUUUUUUCGACUUUUUUAAUUUGGGGAUUUUUUAAAUUUCAGUUUCGCUUUUUAAUUUGAUUUUUCGUUUUUUAUUUUGAUUUUCGUUUUUUAAUCUGAUUUCAUUUUUCUUAUGUAAUUUUUCGUUUUUUUAGAUUUGAAUUAUUUCAAUCAAUAUUUUGGGAAAUAAAUCUUCAGAGUUGAUGGGUUUUUCAAUUCUUGUUGAUGGAUUUUUGUUUUCAAUUCUGUCUCUGUGUGUUAUUUUUCAAUUCUGUUUUCAACUCUUGUUAGUGGGUAUUUUUUCUUCUUUUGUAAUCAGAGUUGAGAAGAAUAAGCGUGAAUUUGGUAUGCAUGUUCCAGAAGAGUACAUUACUUGAUUGUUUUUGGGAUCUACUAUCUGAAGUUUGAUUUGAAGAUAAACCACCACAACAAACUGAGAGUGUGACAUUCAGCAUCACAUUGUGAUAUGUAAAUUGCAAAAUUUCCCUUAUGAAAUUUGGAUGUAAAUCAUUAAUUUUCUUGUUAUCGUGGUAUAUAUGUAGUGUGUUUGUAUUCGUUUGAUUCACGAAAUACCACCCAUUCUUUUUAAAUUGUUCUAACAUCUAGUUGUCAUUA